AUGAAGAAAAACGCGCAAAUAAUAAUUUUUUGCCUGUUCGGAUUGCUGAGCUAUACAUGCGUAGCUGAAGGAAACGUUAACCCACCCAACAGUAAUCACAACGGGUUAAACGCCAACAAUGGAAAUAAAGGCAACGGAAAUGACAACGAUAUGCCACCGUUCAUUGGAGGAAACAACAAUAACGUGAACGACAACAAUAAUGAUAACACUUUUAAUAAGAAUGGAAAGGAUGUAACCCGAAAGGAUGGUGAUGCAAAUGACGGAGAAAAUCGAAAUGACAAGAAAAAGGAAAAUGGCAGCGAUUCAAAUGAGAAGAACUCCAUAGAAAAUGCUGACAAUGGUAGCGGCAAAUCUGAUGCGAAUGCCAACCAAAAUGAUGAAGAUGGAAAUAAAAUGGAUGAAGCAUCUUUGAAGAAAAUCCUCAAAAUUGUUGACGAAAUGGAAAAUGUUCAAGGACUGCUCGAUGGAGAUUACAACAUUUUGGAUAAGUACAGUGUCAAAUUAGUUGAUGAAGAUGAUAGAGAAACGAAUAAAAGAAAAAUCAUUGGAGAAUAUGAUUUGAAGAUGUUAAAAAAUGUUUUAUUGUUCAGAGAAAAAAUUUCCCGAGUUUGUGAAAAUAAAUACAAUAAAAAUUUACCAGCCCUCUUUAAAAAAUGCUCAAAUGUGGAUGACCCCAAAUUAAGUAAAUCCAGGGAAAAAAUUAAAAAAGGAUUAGCAAAAAAUAAUACGAGUAUUGAAGAUUUUGUGAUAGGUCUUAUAGAAGAUUUAUUUGAGAAAAUUAAUGAACAUUUUAUUAAAGAUGAUUCAUUCGAUUUAAAUGAUUAUUUAGCCGAUUUCGAACUCAUUAAUUAUAUAAUUAUGCACGAAACAUCGGAAUUGAUCGAUGAACUUUUGAACAUAAUAGAGUCCAUGAAUUUCAGAUUGGAAUCGGGAUCUUUGGACAAAAUGGUUAAAUCUGCACAAUCAGGAAUGAACUUAAAUUGCAAAAUGAAGGAAGACAUAGUUCACUUACUUAAGAAAUCUUCCGCCAAAUUUUUUAAAAUCGAAAUUGACAGAAAGACUAAGAUGAUAUACCCAAAAAAUAAUGUAUGUGAACAUAAAAAGUGCCCAUUAAACUCCAAUUGCUAUGUCAUAGAUGGAGAGGAGGUCUGCAGAUGUCUACCCGGAUUUAGCGACGUCAAAAUUGAUAAUGUUAUGAAUUGCGUUAGGGAUGAUACCCUUGACUGUAGCAACAACAACGGUGGCUGUGAUGUGAACGCAACGUGUACUCUUAUAGACAAAAAAAUUGUGUGUGAGUGUAAGGAGAACUUUGAAGGAGAUGGAAUAUACUGCUCCUACAGCAUUUUUAAUUCCAUCAACAAUUUCAUUUUCCUGAUUUUGUUGCUUUUGUGCCUGUACCUGUUCUAG
Plasmodium cynomolgi strain B is the source of this 1407-nucleotide messenger RNA. Its product is annotated as merozoite surface protein 8. Lineage: Eukaryota; Apicomplexa; Aconoidasida; Haemosporida; Plasmodiidae. The record is from RefSeq and is a predicted model, not a curated record. The transcript is spliced from 2 exons. Bases 1 to 1407 code for a protein of 468 amino acids.